Messenger RNA from Hypomesus transpacificus, 1554 nucleotides. RefSeq names its product WD repeat domain 73 (gene wdr73). Bases 64 to 1212 code for a protein of 382 amino acids. Gene Ontology annotation, cellular component: cytosol; spindle pole. The transcript is spliced from 8 exons. Gene Ontology annotation, biological process: cytoplasmic microtubule organization. Gene Ontology annotation, molecular function: protein binding. The record is from RefSeq and is a predicted model, not a curated record. Lineage: Eukaryota; Metazoa; Chordata; Actinopteri; Osmeriformes; Osmeridae.
AACAACAAUUUGCCAUCACUGUGGACUGCCGAGGUUCAGCAGAAGCCACGCUAGCUGUCUACAAUGAAUGAAAUAGAUGUUGCAGCCUUUGAUGAGACUAUUGACGACUGGUUUAUCGAGUCUCUGAAAACCUACAAAGACCUUCAUGUGUAUCAACUUGAACAUCCAACUAGAGUUAUUGAAUGGACUGCAGGAAAAACUAUAUGUGUCGCUGGAUACAGUUCAACCAAGAAUGAAAUUUUGGAGCUUCUUCUUCCUCUUAAACUAUUUGCAGAUGAUAAUCAAGGUCUUUGUGCAGAGCGAGAUUUUAAAGUGGUCCAUGGAGGUUUCACAAAUGGACCGGUUCAUUGCCUUAAACACAUUAAAGGAACAAGGUGUGUGGUAACCAAUGAUGGGCUGAGCAACAAACUGCAAGUGUGGGACGUAGGGGGCAAUGACUCUGAUGUCAUAAAGAGCUCUGGAUGCAUCCAGCCCACACGCGUGUCACAGAGCGGCAGCAAGAUCGCCCCCGGGUUAACCGGAGACCUCCAUGUUCUUCAUGGAUCUCAGAUCUGCGACCUCCAGCUGACCGAUCUGACGUCUGGAAGCUCUCUCUACUCUGUGGGAAAAGACAUCCCCGAUGUAUUAAGCUCCCUGCAGUUUGUGACUGGCAGCGUAUUUCUGGCUUGUACCUGUGGGGGGGACCUAUUUGUGGGGGACACAAGGACAUCUACAGUCCCUACGCCUACGCCAGCAGAGGGGAGAGAGUCGGAGCUCUGGUGCAUGGCUGCCUCCUCAGGCCUGUCCUCGCCAGAGCAGGGCCGCCAUAGGGUAGCACGGCUGUCCUCGUCCGGCCUGGUCGUGCUGUCCGACCUACGAGACCUUAGAAGCUGUGUAGGUCAGGCUCAACUCGAUAUCCAGAGGAACAUUCCCAGUCAUGAUUUUAUGAAUGUGUCAUGGGCACCUGCUUUGGACAACUGUCUUUCUGUUUCAGGUUUUAACGGACUGGUGGAGAUCUACGACACCUCCACUUGGAUACCCGAGUGCAGGGAAUCCAAGCCUCUUUUUGUGCACCAGGGUCAUGUGAUGUCAAGUGUGUCUCAUCCUAGCAUCAUCCCUCCUCUGGUCACCUCUCACAUAUGGCAUCCCAGCCGGCCUCAGACCGUCCUCUCAGCUGCUGCCGAUGGCUCCAUGCAUGUGUGGGACUGGGUCAACAGUACAGUCGCCCCCUGAUCUUGACAUUUGGACGUUUUUUUGACAACUCUGAUCAUUUUGUGAAAUCGAAAAAUGUUCUUCUGUUGAGACAUCUCAAUUCUAGCAGUUUGUGUUUGAGACAUUUCAUUUUAUAAAUGAAACAAAAGAAAACAACCGUUAAAACUUUGAUGAUCAUACUGCAGUACACAAAAUAUUUUUAUAUUGCAUUGACAUUUUUACUUUUACUAGUCUCAUAGACGGAGGUCUGGGUUUUGGAGUGACAUUUUGACAAAAAACAUUUAUUACAAUUCCGUAACAUACUGCACACCAUGUAACCUUAAUGCCACAUAAUAGUUUUGUAAAACAAAUAUGAAAAUGACA